Molecule: messenger RNA, 1375 nt
Organism: Danaus plexippus (monarch butterfly)
Lineage: Eukaryota; Metazoa; Arthropoda; Insecta; Lepidoptera; Nymphalidae
Gene: Ubc13
Product: ubiquitin-conjugating enzyme E2 N
Source: RefSeq, a predicted model, not a curated record
UUCUACAUUAUCUAUGGUGCAAUAAAAAAAAAUUGAAGUUGGUACUAUAAUAUCGCUUUUGUACUUGCGUUUUCAGCAUUAUCAUGGCUAAGAUGCUGUUUUAAUUAAUUAUAAUAGAUAAAGUGCCUCAAGUAUUGUUAUUUACACGUGCAGUGCAAAGACAUUUUGAUAUUUUAAGCAAUUAUAUGAUUACCUGCUUUCAUUUGACAAAUUGCGCUAGACCGCAUAAAUAAAAUGGCAGCCCUACCACGUAGAAUAAUCAAAGAGACACAACGGUUGAUGCAAGAACCCGUGCCGGGAAUUAGCGCGGUGCCUAGCGAGAACAAUGCUCGUUAUUUUCACGUAAUAGUCACCGGGCCAGAAGACUCGCCGUUCGAGGGAGGACUUUUCAAAUUAGAACUAUUCCUACCAGAGGACUACCCUAUGUCAGCGCCUAAGGUUAGGUUUAUUACGAUUUACCAUCCGAAUAUAGAUCGGCUAGGUCGCAUAUGUCUGGAUAUUCUGAAAGACAAAUGGAGCCCGGCAUUGCAGAUUCGCACCGUUCUGCUUUCUAUUCAAGCUUUAUUAUCGGCACCUAACCCCGACGACCCGCUGGCGAACGAUGUGGCCGAACUGUGGAAAGUAAAUGAGAGCGAAGCCAUCCGAAACGCGAAGGAGUGGACCAGGAGAUAUGCAAUGGACAACUGAGCGGCUUUAGUCGCACCCAGUGCCUCUCCCACGCGCUACAUGAAGUGAAUGUAACUAACAUAUAUAUCAUGAUUUUAAGAGUGCAAGUUAUGUUUUACUACCUAGAUCGAAUAACUUGUGAAGAGACAAUUGUGGAUAAAUUUAUAUAAAGGCAUAGGCUGGAGCCAUUGAGGCAGCAGCCAAAGUCGCCAUCACCUCUCGCAUUUCUUCAUAGCCUCCCGUGUCUUGGUAUACUCUGAAUGUCCCACAGAUUAUUGUUUAUUUUAUCACAUGUAGCUUCGUUAUGAUAUUAGGUAUGCAUAUUUUUUUACUAUAAUUAAACUAGCUAAAUAUUGGAAUUCUCGAGACCCUAUUGUAUAUAUUUCAUAGUUGAUCAAAUGUGGUUAAUUUUAUACAAAGGAUAGUGUAUUGUCACAAAGUUCAUUGCCUUUGUAAAUCUUAUCAGCUGUAAAGUGAAGACAUAAUGCAAUAAUAUCAGUUUUUGAUCUCCACAGAUACUGUUUUUUUUUUUGUUUAGAAUGAGCAAUGUUUCAAUUAAUAUAUUUUCCAGUGAUUUCUCCGCAUAAAAAUAAUUUAAACUGAAUCUUGUGUACCGUUUACUGUAUAAAAGGUUAUCAUUAAAUUGUAUUUAUGUAAAUUUAAUUUGGCUUUGUGAGCAACUUGAAAAUACAUAAUAAACAAAUGCUAA